Botrytis sinoallii is the source of this 1032-nucleotide messenger RNA. RefSeq lists its product as uncharacterized. NCBI's taxonomy places the organism in Eukaryota, Fungi, Ascomycota, Leotiomycetes, Helotiales, Sclerotiniaceae. The record is from RefSeq and is a predicted model, not a curated record. The coding region runs from base 1 to 1032 and encodes 343 amino acids. The transcript has a single exon.
AUGUCUGGAUGGCCCAAAACAGACAGGGUUCUGGAUGCUCAGGCUGCUGAUGUGGUAGAGGAACUCAAGAGCCAUAGGGUAUGCAUAGACACGAUACCCUUCCCUACAUUUCACCCAAAGACAACUACAGUCUAUCACAUGACAAACCUCACCCCAGAAUUAGCAGAAGCUCUUUAUCAAUUUGGCUUCCUCGACGUAGAUUCACGUGAUCAUGAAGUUCGCUCGCCUAUAUUGGCACAAACAAAUUGUGAGACGUAUGAAGCUUUUGAUCUGCCAUGUUGGCUUAUCACGAAUGGAGUUGAUCUCACAGGAACACUGGAUAAGGAGAACAUGGUUACAACUUUACAUCAGGUUUGCAGUUCCGUCGGAAACAAUCGCAGACGUUGGAUCAUGGAGAACUAUGAGGAAACGAAGAAGCCUCCUGAGGAUAUUGACCUGAUGGAUAUGGAAUUCUCGCAAACUGUCCCAUUAGACCUUCUAGACGUUGAUGUCAUCGAUUCUUAUGUCUGUGCUUGCUCAAUGAGUGGCUGUCUACCAAUCACAUGGUUUUUGGGUAAUUUGCAGCUGGAGUUCAGAACUGGGAACCCUGAUCACCUUUGUGGAAACCGGGAGGUAUUAGGCUACGACCCGUGGGUAACGUGGCGGGGCGAGUUAAUGGUGAGAAUAUUUGCAAAAGUGCUGGAAUCAAAGUUUAGCACAUGUCCCUGGCUAGUCCAUAACAUUAUUCGACAAUGUACUUUCUAUAAGCUGGGACUUACGCAUACGUGUAAGUGUAGUCAGAGAAUUUGUCCACCUGCCAACUCGUUUACGAAAGAUGAAGUAUACAAUAUCAUGGAAGAAGAGCAAGGCAUGAUGGAGCAGCUUCAGAGCCUCACAGCUGAGUUUGAGAAGAAUUUUGCAAAGUCUGGGAAGUCACUACAUUCGUUUUUGAAAGAUGAUUGGAAAUCGAGGAUGGAGGAGAUCAUGCCCGAGAGUACUUUAAACGAAGAGUAUAUGAAAGAAGUUCGAGAAAUUGGUGUGAUCAUGCAAUGA